ACAAUCCUUUUCUAUUCUGCCUGUAAACAUUUCCCACGAGUGUACUUUCCGUUCGUGCCAAGAUCGGUAGCGAAUCUGUUAUAAUCCCGUUUCUGUAACAGCAAUAACAGUUCUUCCUUCUAUUCACGUUACUAUUUACUUCACACUUAAUUUACACACGUUCUUCUUGCUACAGACAAUCUAAUUUAGAUAACAAAGUUGUAUUACAAAUGCGACGAACACAUUCUGCGAAACGUAACCUGCUUGGACGCCACCUUCACAUUAAUGAACUUCACGCACGUGGCGUUGCAGUCACGUGGUCAAACAGAGAGUUGCGAGAAAUAAUAGAAUUAAAACAUACUUAUUAGUAGAUUUCUAUUGUUGUUUGUUGCUCCUGUUUCUCAGUCUGAAUAAUUUUGAGCUACAGUAACGUUAAAAAGAAUAUUUAAAGUAAUUGAAAAGUCCUUACGGUGUUAUUUAUCGAUGACAGAAAAAGCGGGAAACGUGUGUGCUAUUACCGGGUAUCUGUCACCUGUUUUAUAGCUGUUUAAUCGUUGCUAAUUGAUGCUCGUAAUUUGUGUAAUUACUGCGGUUAUUGCAUUCGUUAUUUACACAGUGAUUAAAAUCAAGAUUGAAGAGCGGUUUGAGGAAUGCAGAAUGAGCAGAUUGAGCCUAAAAAAGCAUGACAUGUCGAGUCAGGGCUCUCCGUGUAAAAAUAAGUCAGUGCCCAGUUCAGAGGUCAUUGUUGAAAUAUCAUCUGAUGAGAGCACUAGUCAAAAUAUUUGCGACAGUGAUUUGUCAGAUCAAGAAUCAGUUAUGAAUGAAGUUUACAACAAUGAGACUUUACAUAUGUUUCAAAAGUCUACUGAUAGUGUAUCAUCCGAUGAAGAUGUAGUCGGUACGGUAUUUCCAUCUACUUCAAGAGGGCAAACACAAACUUCAAUGUUUGGAUGGCCUAAAAAAAAUAUAAAUAUGGAAAAGGGCACUACAAUGGAACACAAAGUGUGGGACUCCUCUGAUGACGAAUCAAACAUAUUUGUUCCUACUAUGAAAAAUAAUACUUCAAAGAAAAUUGAUUUGAUCACAGAUGAUGAUUCUAAUUCUUCGUCUCAUUGUAAACAAAAAAAGAAAUUUAAGGGGUUCAAAAGUGCUGAGCCAUCAAAUACAACCGAACUUAAGGAAGAUGUUUUGCCUGAUGUAAAUCAUGAGAUAAUGAUAUCUGGAAUCAAAGUAAAACUUCCUGUGAAACCUUAUUCGUCUCAGGUUGCUGUAAUGAAUAAGCUCAUACAGGGUUGUGUAAAGAAAGAAAAUUGCCUACUGGAGAGUCCAACAGGAAGUGGAAAGACGCUGGCUCUUCUUUGCGGUGUUCUAGCAUGGCACGAUCAUCAUAUUGCUCAAGUCAAGAAGGAGUUGGAAGCUAUAGGAAGCGAUGACUGUGAUAUGGAUACUUACGACAACGAAGAAUGUGGAUACAUGGAAAAAUUCUUCAAGGCUGCAACAUCGGACGAGAUGAAAACUCCUAAAAUAUACUACGGUACUCGAACGCACAAGCAGAUCGAACAAGUCAUUAGAGAGUUAAGGAAGACGUGCUAUACGCACAAAAAGAUGACCAUUUUGAGCAGUCGAGAGCACACUUGCAUUCAGGAGUCCACAAAGAAUAAGACAGAACUUUGUAACGACCUGUUGGAUCCUGCAAAGCACAAGGGAUGUCCAUUUUACAACGAAACUAACAAAAAGACCCUCGCGAAUUUCCGCGCAGUGAAGGCCCACGGUUUGGGGCCAGCAUGGGACAUCGAGGAUUUGGUUACCAUAGGAAAAGACAUAGGCGUGUGCCCAUACUUUUCUGCCAGGAGCCUAAUGGAGGAGGCAGAUAUUAUAUUCUGCCCUUACAAUUACAUAGUCGACCCUGAUAUCCGUGAGACUAUGCAACUCGACCUGAAGGGUCAGGUGAUCAUCGUAGACGAGGCGCACAACAUAGAAGACAUUUGCAGAGACGUGGCAAGCGUCAGUUUUCGAGAUGAUCAUCUCGCAGCUGCUGCACGCGAGUGUGAAGUUCUCGUGGAACAGAGAACCUACGAUGGUGACACUUACAAAACCCUGAAAGAGUACCUCUUUCGACUAAUCAAGUUCCUCAAGGACAUGAUUCUUCAUACAGUGAACAACACCAUGAACAUCGAGAUGUCGAGCCCUUACUAUACAGGCCGAGAACUGUUGGAGUAUCUCAACAUGAACAAUCUUGGUGAAUCAGUGUACUCAUCGAUCGUUGCUGCUGGAAAAGCAGCAAUUGCUGACAGUAUCAAGGCGAAGGAGGACAGUCGAAUAGGUGGUCAUCAGUCAUCGGUAAAACCAACCAUUUGCGCCACUACCAAAUUAAUCCUCCAGCAUCUGCUAUUUACCUUGGAAGUACUCACUUCUAAAGACUUCGUGGACGAAUUCAGGGCGUGCGUAAUCGAAACCGUAGUGACGGAUUAUCAAACCGUACAAGAUGACACGUGGCAUUCGGUGAAGAAACAAUCGCAUCGGGCACGUACGUUGAAACUCUUCUGCAUGAAUCCUGGCGUGACCUUCUCGCCAAUUGCCGAAGCUGCUCGCUGUGUGGUCCUUGCGUCUGGAACCCUGACUCCGAUAGGGUCGUUCGAGAGCGAGCUGAACACAAGGUUCGUUCAUGUGUUGAACACUGCUCACGUGAUACCGAAGGAACAAAUUUUUGCAACCUGCGUACCCAAAGGACCAACUGGGAUUGCUCUGAAGGCGACUUUCCAAAACGUGAACCAAUGGGAUUUUCAGAUAUGA
Messenger RNA from Hylaeus volcanicus, 2772 nucleotides. Its product is annotated as Fanconi anemia group J protein homolog. The record is from RefSeq and is a predicted model, not a curated record. Gene Ontology annotation, biological process: double-strand break repair involved in meiotic recombination; nucleotide-excision repair. Gene Ontology annotation, cellular component: nucleus. The coding region runs from base 544 to 2772 and encodes 742 amino acids. Gene Ontology annotation, molecular function: ATP binding; DNA helicase activity; DNA binding. Lineage: Eukaryota; Metazoa; Arthropoda; Insecta; Hymenoptera; Colletidae. The transcript is spliced from 12 exons.